Conger conger (European conger) is the source of this 4685-nucleotide messenger RNA. RefSeq names its product integrator complex subunit 6-like. Lineage: Eukaryota; Metazoa; Chordata; Actinopteri; Anguilliformes; Congridae. The record is from RefSeq and is a predicted model, not a curated record. Bases 183 to 2870 code for a protein of 895 amino acids. Gene Ontology annotation, cellular component: integrator complex. Gene Ontology annotation, biological process: snRNA 3'-end processing. The transcript has 18 exons.
CUCAGUAAAGACAGAUAGAGAGUCAGGCGGCAGUAAGGGGUGGCUGUACGACCCUCUUUUGGGGGGGUCUGAUUAUAAAAAUAUAUACACACAUAUAUACACGCCCAGGCCGCGAGUUAGGUCCUAUGUCGAUAUUAGGUCUUUUUAGUAAGCAUAUAGCUAUAUCUCUAUAAUUUAAAAAAAUGCCUAUUUUACUUUUCCUGAUAGACACGUCCGCUUCUAUGAAUCAGCGCACAUAUUUGGGUACGACGUAUCUGGACAUUGCUAAAGGCGCGGUUGAGAUCUUUAUGAAGCUGCGUGCCCGAGACCCGGCUAGUAGAGGCGACAGGUACAUGCUAGUUACAUUUGAUGAGCCACCAUACGGAGUUAAGGCGGGCUGGAAGGAGAACCACGCCACCUUCAUGAGCGAGCUGAAGAACCUGCAGGCCUCAGGCCUGACCACGCUGGGCCACGCGCUGCGAGCCGCCUUCGACCUGCUCAACCUCAACCGCCUGGUCUCCGGCAUCGACAACUACGGCCAGGGCCGGAACCCCUUUUUCCUGGAGCCCUCUGUGAUCAUCACCAUCACCGACGGCAACAAGCUGACGCACACGUCGGGAGUGCCAGACGAGCUGCACCUCCCGCUGAACUCCCCCCUGCCGGGCAGCGAGCUGACCAAGGAGCCAUUCCGCUGGGACCAGCGUCUGUUCGCCCUGGUGCUGCGUCUCCCUGGGGCCACUGCGCUGGACAGCGAGCAGAUGGGCAGCGUGCCCACCGAUGAGUCGGCCAUCACGCAGAUGUGUGAGGUCACUGGAGGUCGGUCCUAUUGUGUGCGCACCCAGAGGAUGCUGAAUCAGUGUCUGGAGUCUCUGGUCCAAAAGGUUCUGAGCGGCGUGGUCAUAAACUUUGAGAAAACCGGGCCUGAUCCUCCUCUGGUGGGCGAAGACGGACUGGUGGACCCGGCUCGGCCCCUGCCCUCCUUCGGGCCCCAGGCCUGGCACAGCUGCCACAAGCUCAUCUACGUGCGGCCAAAUCCCAAAACCGGGGUGCCCGUGGGACACUGGCCCAUCCCAGAAUCCUUCUGGCCCGACCAGAACUCCCCCACUCUGCCUCCACGCACAGCCCACCCCGUGGUCCGGUUCUCCUGUGGGGACUGCGAGCCCAUGGUGAUCGACAAACUGCCGUUUGACAAGUACGAGCUGGAGCCCUCUCCCCUCACCCAGUACGUCCUGGAGAGGAAGUCCCCGCACAUGUGCUGGCAGGUAUUUGUGAACAGCAGUGGGAAGCACAACGACCUGGGCCAGCCGUUUGGCUACCUGAAGGCCAGCACCACCCUCACCUGCGUGAACCUCUUUGUCAUGCCUUACAACUACCCCGUCCUGUUGCCACUCCUAGACGACCUGUUCAAAGUGCACAAACUGAAGCCAAACCUCAAGUGGCGGCAAGCCUUUGAGAUCUACCUGAAGUCAAUGCCUCCCUACUUCCUACUGCCUCUGAAGAAGGCGCUGAGGAUGAUGGGAGCCCCCAAUCUGAUCUCUGACAACUUGGACUGUGGACUGAGCUACAGCGUCAUUUCCUACCUGAAGAAGCUCAGCCAGCAGGCGAAGAUGGAGUCGGACCGGCUGAUGGUGUCGGUGGGGAAGAAGCCCCCGCAGGAGACGGGGUUAAAGGUGAAGAACCACUCCAGCGGCCCAUCCCUGGCGCUCCGUCGCGACUUCAAGCAGCUGCUGCAGGGCAUCACCGGGGAGACGCCCCUCCGCCUCGCCGACGUCAACCUCAAGGAGUUCGCCGGCUUCCAGAUCGCGCUGCUCAACAAGGACAUGAAGCCACAAGCCUACCGGAAUGCCUUCGACAUUCCCCGCCGGAACCUUCUGGACCAGGUGACGCGCAUGCGCUCCAACCUCCUGCGUACCACGCAGAAGCUCAUCCGCGGACAGGACGAAGACUACCUGCACAGCAUCCCAGUGGCCCAGAUGGGGAACUACCAGGAGUACCUGAAGAUGAUGCCAUCUCCCCUGCGGGAGAUCGACCCGGACCAGCCCAAACGCCUGCACACUUUCGGGAACCCCUUCAAGCAGGACAAGAAGGGCAUGAUGAUCGAUGAGGCGGACGAGUUUGUGACAGGCCCCCAGAACAAGAAGCGAGGCGGCGCGGGGGACCCCAACUCGGGCGCCACGCUGAAGAGGAGGCGGAGCAUGUCCCCCUUGCUGCGGCGGCCGCAGACUCCGCCCAUCAUCACCAACCACGUGGUGGCGAAGGGGCCCUCAGGGGCCCUGCUGCAGCACGGCCUCAUAAAGCCCAUCCCGCUGCACAAAGGAGUGGAGGGGAACAGCGUGGUGGGGAUGGAGAGUAAUGGGGAGCGCAUACGGACUGGGGAGGUGGCAGACGGCUGGCCUGGAGGGCUGGACGGGGUCGGGACAGGCCUCCCCCUGGAGGACAGCGCUGGAAUGGCGGGGGGCGAAGGAGAGGACAGGGCGGGGCUGGAGGACAGGAUGGAGCAGGAUGGCCUGGACGAGGGGCCUCUGGGCCGGCCAGGGAACGGCGAGGAGCUGAGUCCUCCCGGCCACCAGGGGGUGCUGGACGAUGCAGACGGAGACCCGGCCGGCCCCAGGGUGGUCGUGGUGCUUCCCCUGGAGGGCAGCAACGCAGAGCUGCGCACUCGCGUCAUCAAGGAGGUCCGCAAGCCCGGCCGCAAUUUUGAGGCGAUAGUCCGACUGCUGGAGGAAGUGAAGGGACCUGUGGAAGUGCAGAGAUGCAUCAUCCAUCACGCCAUCAAAGAGGCAGCCAGGUUUAAGAAGCGGGUUCUGAUCCAGCAGUUGGAGCGGGCCCUGGAGGAGAUGGAGGAGAAACAGCUGCUGCUUGCUGGUCUGAACAGCGUCCACAGCACAUAGUGCGGGAGACAGGCCAAGGCCGAGACGCACCAGAGAGAGGGGAAGAGACCUGGGGCUGCGGUGUGGUGGAGAGGAGAGGAGAGGGAGGGAGGGAGAGAGAGAGAGACCCCACUCUCCACCUGGUAGCCAGCAGCAGCCUGGACUCUCAGGGUCCUCUCGCGCACGGACGAGGAAGAGGAGGAAGGUGAGGAAGAGGAGGAGGAAGGGUUCGAGAACGCACCCGUGUCUGUGAAGCACCCGAGCCUUCGUCACGGUGACGAACCCCACCCUGCCCGUCCGUCUGUCCCAGCGUCCGUGCGUGUGCUCCGCUGAAGCAGGCCCCAGCUGCGAUGGCCGCAGUCCGCUGGGAAACUGGAGCAUUGAGGGAUGCAGGGAGGGUUACGGGCCUGCAUCCACAACCCACGCUGGGCGUGUCUCACCAUACCAUCGAAUGAAUCGGUUAGCAAUAGAGGCGGUAUACUGGGUACCCAACCCGACAAGUACCUGAAACAGCUUUUCUAGGAGGAUAUAGGGCAAUGGGGCCUACACAAACUAGCAGCUGGUCUGAAACACCAGUCUCUGAGGGAGCUGCAGUGACUGCUAGUUUCAGGUGUGUCUCAGCAUUCAAAUAAGAAACCACAAAAUCCUGCAGAUACUACUGGCCCUCUAAGACUGGGGUUUGAGAUCAGCUGUGCACAGCUGAGCUUUCAUUCUCAUCUUCUGUGUCCUCCCUGCUGAAAAAAACAGCUCUAGCCAUGUUGUGAAACCGCUGGCAGCUGGUAAUGUAAGCUGGUCAUAGCUGGAUUUUACACCAGGGCGUAAGGUGGAAGGCACUGACACACUUCACAAAAGGUCAAUAUGUUUGCAGGUAGGAGGGCCUCAGGAACACAGUCAAUGGGGCCCGGGGGCAUAGACAAGGAAUCUUAUCUACCUCAGUUUUUAAAAAGUGUGGUGUCUUUUUUUAUUAUGUUUUCUUUUAUUGAUUCAUCUGUCUCCAUGUCCUUUGGGAGUGAAGCACGGUGUCGGUUCGGUCUGCUUGACGAUACGUUCCUCUCUAUCAACAUCGACCAAAAACCACCGUCUUUUGGUUUUUCGGUGUGUUUCAGCACUUACAUGGCUCAUUUAAGCCAUUGAUUGGCUGAAGAGUUCACGCAGCCUGUUCCCAAGGCUGUAAGUGGCUGCUUAUUGAAAUCAAACCGUGGCACAAACUCCAUGACUGGAGUUUUAACACCCCUACUCUAAAUCACACCGCUUAUUUGUGUAGCCGAUCAGGCAUGCUUUAAAGCAAUAGUGUCACAGCGCCAUUUUUAUGAAUGCCAUUUUGUUCACUUCCCAGUUGAAUAAGGGUAAAACCGGUAACAGCCAGCAUGUACAGCCAGUCUGUCACCAGAGAAAUAUGUGCUGGCUGUCAGAGAGCCCAACCCCCCCCCCACCUGCGUCUCACCUACAGCUCACAGCAUCCCGUAAUGUACGCCAUUGGUCGGAUUCAGAAGGCCGGAGGUCAUUCAGAAUCUCUGCACCCCGUCUCAUUGGACACUUGAUUGGACGCCUGCAAACAGCCCGUUCAGCAAAGCUACCUGCUUCUUCUGUUUCUCUUUUUUUGGGGGGUUUAUUUUUCAAAGAAAAAGCUGUAUACUACUUUUUAAAUGUUCAUACAUGCAAAAAUCAAGAGGUUAUUUUUGGACAGUAUUCUUUCAGAGCAUAAAAAAGGAAAUAUUUUAAAAGAGAAAAAAAAAAGUUGUAUAAAGAACAUUUUUAAGUGUUAUAUAUAAAAUGGAACAUUUUAUGAUUUUCUAAAAAAAACUAAAAUGAAUAAACAGAAAGGUACGAAAUGAA